Messenger RNA from Dermatophagoides farinae (American house dust mite), 2767 nucleotides. RefSeq names its product cell division cycle protein 21 (gene Cdc5). Gene Ontology annotation, biological process: mRNA splicing, via spliceosome; regulation of transcription by RNA polymerase II. NCBI's taxonomy places the organism in Eukaryota, Metazoa, Arthropoda, Arachnida, Sarcoptiformes, Pyroglyphidae. Gene Ontology annotation, molecular function: RNA polymerase II transcription regulatory region sequence-specific DNA binding; DNA-binding transcription factor activity, RNA polymerase II-specific. Gene Ontology annotation, cellular component: spliceosomal complex; Prp19 complex. The record is from RefSeq and is a predicted model, not a curated record.
UUUGAAGCCGAUAUAUCGUGUAUGUUUGUCAACGAAAAAUUAAUUUGACAGUUUUGUUGAAUUGCAAAACAAAUCUACAUCAUCAUUAUGGGCCGAAUUCUAAUCAAAGGUGGUGUUUGGCGUAAUACCGAAGAUGAAAUUCUCAAAGCAGCUGUGAUGAAAUAUGGUAAAAAUCAAUGGUCACGAAUAGCAUCAUUAUUGCAUCGAAAAUCAGCCAAACAAUGUAAAGCACGUUGGUAUGAAUGGCUAGAUCCUAGUAUUAAAAAAACCGAAUGGUCCAGAGAAGAGGAAGAAAAAUUGAUCAAUUUAGUACGAUUAAUGCCAACACAAUGGCGUACAAUUGCAUCGAUUGUUGGCCGUACAGCAUCACAAUGUCUUGAACAUUAUGAACAGCUAUUGGAUCAGGUACAGAAUAAAGAUAAAAGUACUGUUACCAAUUUGGAUGAUCCAAGGAAAUUGAAACCAGGUGAAAUUGAUCCAAAUCCAGAAACAAAACCGGCUCGUCCUGAUCCAAAAGAUAUGGAUGAAGAUGAAUUGGAAAUGUUAUCGGAAGCUCGUGCACGUUUGGCUAAUACCCAGGGUAAAAAAGCUAAACGUAAAGCCAGAGAAAAACAACUGGAAGAAGCAAGACGUUUAGCUCAAUUACAGAAAAGACGUGAAUUACGAAUGGCCGGUAUCAAUCUGCAGAUACGAAAUUGGAAACAUCGUCGUCAUAUUGAUUAUAAUACGGAAAUUCCAUUCGAAAAAUCUGUGCCGGCCGGUUUUCAUGACACAUCCGAUGAUUCAUAUGAACCAGCUGGUUUAGAUUUCAAACGUUUACGGCAACAACAAUUGGAAGGUGAAUUACCAUCGGUUCGUGAAGAACGUGAACGUAAAAAAGAUAAAGAAAAAUUGAAAAAGAAAAAAGAAAACGGUGUACCAACAUCAUUGAAUAAUGUACAGAAUGAAUUUCAACGACCACGUAGUAAAUUAGUUUUACCAGAACCAGCUAUAUCGGACCAAGAAAUCGAACAAGUAGUUAAAUUAGGACGUGCCAGUGAAAUGGCUAAAGAUGUUGCCGAAGAAACUGGUAAUGUUGCAUCGGAAACAUUAUUGGCUGAUUAUACGAUCACAUCAUCAGCAGUGAAUUCAAUUCGUACACCAAAAACAGCUGCAUUAAGUCGUGAUAAUAUAAUGGCUGAAACGAAAAAUUUGCUUGCAUUACAAAAUGUUGAUACCCCUUUGUUAGGUGGUCAAAAUGUACCAUUAAUCGAAGUUGCCGGUGGACAAACACCGGGUGCCCGUACACCAGCUGGUCUAACUGUAUCUGGUUUAUCCACUGGUGGUGGUAUGACACCAAAUACAAUGAUUUCAACACCAUAUCGAUCUACGCGUUCCAUAAUAACCGAUGGAUCGGAUGCUACUAAUAAUAAAGCUAUGGUUCCGGUACCUACACCUGGUACCAGUGGUGGUCAUAUUCAAGAUGGUUUCACACCACUUUCAACACCUGUAAGAGAUAAAUUAUCGAUCAAUCCAGAAGAAGCAUUAGCAAUGGAAGCACAACAAGAUCCAAAACAAUAUACAAAAACUGUGAAAGAAAAUCUUCGAAAAGCAUUCUCUCAAUUACCACAACCAAAAAAUGAAUAUGAAAUUGUUAUGAAUAAUAAUGAUCAGAUUGAUCAACCAAAUGAUGAUGAUGAUGAAAAAAUGAAUGAUCAAGAUGGUAAUGAUGAUAAAAUGAUUGUUGAUCAAAGUGAAGUGGAUGCUGCAAGUCGUAAACGUGAACAAGAUCGUAUAAAUAAUGAACAGAAAUGGACACAAGCUGUUCGACGUAAUCUACCACGACCAUGUGAUGUUCGUGCAUGGUUAUCCAUAUUGCAGCAGCAACAACAGCAACAACAAUCAUCGACAAAUCCAUUAUCACAGGCUGAUGAUCUUAUCCGACAGGAAAUGGUGAAAAUUCUUCAUUUUGAUGCUUUGAUGAAUCCAACAGAUGAACAGGCUUUAUUUUCAGCGAUCAAAUCAAAAACGGUUAAAUCUGAUUCAAAAAAUUAUGAAACACAAUUGGCCAUGUAUUUGGAACGAAAUCCAAUCGAACCAAUUGAAGAUGAAUAUCUAUCACAAGCAAAACAAAUGUUACAAGAAGAAAUGUCCACAUUAAAAGAUGGAAUGGAACAUGAUGAUUUAUCGGCCAUUGAUUCGGCCAAAGUUUGGGAUGAAUGUUAUUCACAAUUAUUAUAUUUACCAGCACAGAAUCGUUAUACAAAAGCAUCAAUGGUAUCGAAACGUGAACGUAUUGAAUCGAUUGAAUCACGUUUAGAACAGAAUCGUCAACAUAUGACACGUGAAGCAAAAAAAGCUGGUAAAAUUGAGAAAAAAUUAUCCAUACUAUUAGGUGGUUAUCAACAACGUUCACAUGAGAUGGCCAAACAAUUUCGUGAAUGUUGGCAACAUAUUGAACAAUCACAUUUAGAAUUAUAUUCAUUCAAUGCAUUGAAAGUACGUGAAGAUUGUGCUAUUGAAAAACGUAUUGGACAAUUAAAACAGGAUGUUAAACGACAAGAACAACGAGAGAUGACGCUACAGGCACGUUAUGCAGAAUUAUUAAAACAACGUGAAGAAUUACAGGAUCAAAUUAUGAUGACCACCACCACCACCACCACCACCAGCAGCAGCAGCAGUGAUAAGACGACUUCAGCAGAUUAAAUCUUUGGAUAAAUCAUCAUUUCCAUUGACAUUUGAUUCAUUUUUCAUUUCAUUUAUUCUUUUUUUUUAAUAUUUGUGAUUU